UACUACAGGGUUCACAAACGUCACUCGCUGCAACGCGUCCCCGCCUUAUCGAUUACCGCCGACGCGGUCGAACUGGUCUUCAUGAUGUCACUUCAGCAAAUCACGGUGCAAUAGAAUAAGCAGCCCCGCGAUUUGCCAGCGCGCUCCUGCAGCCCAUAUACCGACGACACCCAUCAGCGUCCGCCAUACGCACUUUAAUGCAGUCACUACGUCUCCUGCCUACUCUGCGAACCUCACUACAGCUUCAGUUCAAAGCACAAUUUCUCACGACUAGCAUACACAGAGCUGCAUUCAGUACAACAGUCCGAGCUAUGGCGCAGGAAUUCAAGCUCAAGGACGUCACGUCCUUGCAAUUGAAGAACGGCGAGAAGAAGGAGGUCGAGGUUGAGGGUGUGGAGGGUGCUAAGGUGUUGCUGCUCAAGUCCCAGGACAAAGUCCAUGCUACCUCGCCCACCUGCACGCAUUACGGCGCACCGCUUGUCAAGGGCGUACUCACGCCUGAGGGUCGGUUGACAUGUCCUUGGCACGGAGCUUGCUUCAACGUUUCCACCGGUGACGUCGAAGAAGCGCCAGCUCUCGACCCAAUCUCAAAGUACGAGGUGUUUGAGCGCGAUGGGGCCGUUUACGUCAAAACAGACGAGCAGACACUGAAGGCUGGCCGAGGAAGCCUCAACAUCAAGUGCUCGGCAGUCAGUGAUGAGAAGGUCUUGGUGAUUGGAGGUGGGUCUGCAACACUUGGUGCCGUCGAGGGUCUUCGCGGUGGAGGGUUCAAGGGCAAGAUCACGGUCAUCUCAAAGGAAGGCUACCAGCCAAUCGACCGAACGAAGCUGUCAAAGGCCCUUCUUGCUGACCUGAGCAAGGCGGCCUGGAGGUCGAAGGACUUCUACAAGGACGCAUCAAUCGAGUUCAUCGAGGGUGAGGCUAAGAGCGUCGACUUCUCCGGCAAGAAGGUCGAGACCAAGUCAGGCAAGACAUACGAGUACUCCAAGCUGGUGCUGGCCACCGGUGGUACACCCAACUUCUUGCCCCUUGAAGGUCUCAAGGGAGAUCUGGGCAACACUUUCUUGCUGCGGACGCUGCCGGAUGCACAGAACAUCCUGAAGGCUGUUGGCGACAACGGCAAGAAGGUUGUCGUGAUCGGUAGCUCUUUCAUCGGCAUGGAAGUUGGCAACUGCUUAGCAGGUAUGAAGAACGAUGUUACAGUUGUCGGCAUGGAAUCGGAGCCAAUGGAGAGAGUAAUGGGUAAGAAGGUCGGAAAGAUCUUCCGCGGCCUGCUCGAGAAGAACGGUGUCAAGUUCAAGAUGGGUGCUAGCGUCGAGAAGGCCACUCCAUCAAAGAGUGACUCAUCGAAGAUUGGCACUGUCCACCUGAAGGACGGCACCACACUUGAGGCAGACCUUGUCAUCGAGGGUGUGGGUGUGAAGCCUGCCACAGAAUAUCUGAAGGACAACUCCAGCGUCCAGCUAGAGAAGGACGGCUCACUGAAGACGAACGAGGCCUUUGAGGUCCAGGGUUUGAAGGACGUGUUUGCCAUUGGCGACAUUGCGACCUAUCCGUACCACGGGCCUGGAGGCAACGGCACACCCGUUCGCAUCGAACACUGGAACGUUGCACAAAACGCGGGCCGGUCGGUGGCCAGGUCGAUCAACGAGCCCGGCUCCAAGCCCAAGGCGUUCAUACCCGUGUUCUGGUCAGCCCUCGGCUCGCAGCUGCGGUACUGCGGUAACACAGUCAACGGCUACGACGACGUUGUGCUGCAAGGAGAUGUCGAGAAGCCCUCAUUCGUGGCCUACUACACGAACGGAGAUGAGGUUGUUGCAGUAGCCUCGAUGAUGAAGGACCCCUACAUGACGCAGAGUGCGGAGCUGAUGCGGAGAGGGAAGAUGCCUGGCAAGAAGGAGCUGCAGAACGGCAAGGACAUCUUGGACAUUGGGCUCCCAAGCGAAAUCAAGAUCUAGAGGCGUACCAUGGAACUCGGCGGUGGAAGGGCCGCAUACGGCAGGAGAGACAACACGAGGAGAGUAAACAGCCGGCAAGGCGAGAGAAAUAAUAUGAGCAACCACCCAACA
Boeremia exigua is the source of this 2069-nucleotide messenger RNA. RefSeq lists its product as uncharacterized. Gene Ontology annotation, cellular component: cytoplasm. The record is from RefSeq and is a predicted model, not a curated record. The coding region runs from base 198 to 1958 and encodes 586 amino acids. The transcript is spliced from 4 exons. Gene Ontology annotation, molecular function: flavin adenine dinucleotide binding; oxidoreductase activity, acting on NAD(P)H; 2 iron, 2 sulfur cluster binding. Lineage: Eukaryota; Fungi; Ascomycota; Dothideomycetes; Pleosporales; Didymellaceae.